Messenger RNA from Trypanosoma brucei brucei TREU927, 2247 nucleotides. RefSeq lists its product as hypothetical. Gene Ontology annotation, biological process: endonucleolytic cleavage in ITS1 to separate SSU-rRNA from 5.8S rRNA and LSU-rRNA from tricistronic rRNA transcript (SSU-rRNA, 5.8S rRNA, LSU-rRNA); endonucleolytic cleavage to generate mature 5'-end of SSU-rRNA from (SSU-rRNA, 5.8S rRNA, LSU-rRNA); endonucleolytic cleavage in 5'-ETS of tricistronic rRNA transcript (SSU-rRNA, 5.8S rRNA, LSU-rRNA). The transcript has a single exon. The coding region runs from base 1 to 2247 and encodes 748 amino acids. The record is from RefSeq and is a predicted model, not a curated record. NCBI's taxonomy places the organism in Eukaryota, Euglenozoa, Kinetoplastea, Trypanosomatida, Trypanosomatidae. Gene Ontology annotation, molecular function: RNA binding. Gene Ontology annotation, cellular component: 90S preribosome; preribosome, small subunit precursor; nucleolus.
AUGUCGAACGGGUAUAAGCGCGAGCGCUGGGAUGAAGAAAGCGGUGACCACUACCACCAACAUGCCGUCCGCUACAGUGAUCUACCGCCCAAUGUAAAACUCCAGAGGCGACGGCAGGAGCGGCAGGAGAAGAAGGAGAAGGAGCGCACUCUCGCCUACUUCACAUCGGUUCAUCGUGCUCUUGAGGAGCAGUCAGCGGAGACUUUAGUUGCCUUCGUCGAUGGGUUUUUCGUUGAGCUAAUCAAACUUCUGCGUGCCGACACCUCGCUUCACCUACUUCGAAACGGUACCGUCUGCCGUACCAUUGAAGCUGCUCUGGCCAGCUCACAAUUGCUACACUGCAAGUCAUUAUUAUACAUACUUCUCGGCCACGUGUACGACCUUGCAGCCUCCCCAACGGCAAGUCGCACGCUAGAAGCAAUAAUUGCCAGCAUUGUGCGAGGUGUUAGUGUAUUUCGCAGAACCGACAGCAGCGCAUUCUCAGCGGAGAUGGAGGAGGGAGGUGCUUCCAGUAACGGUGUGCCCAGUGCGUCAACCCUCAUAACGUGUGUUGUCGAAGAACUCGCGGAGCGAGCAGGAGAGGUGCUGCUACACGACGCUGCCGCGCGUGCCGUAAGGUCAAUCAUAUUAUUUCUUGGUGGUUUUUGGAACUCUACAGGCACUGCAUCGUCCCUGCCACACGGUGUAAAAUUCUACGCACAACUUGAUACUCUUGGUACCGCCCUUAUGUGUGUCGUUGAACCGACGUUUGGUGUUAGCUGCGGCGAUGGAGUGGCGAAUAUUUGGCUUCAGGUGGCGAAAACUCCAACUGCAAGUUUCGUCGUUCAGAGUCUUCUUCGUGUGUGUGAACGAGAGACGAAACUGGAUGCAAGUGUGCGACAACGCUUGGAGGUCAUUCACAACGACGGUUCACAGUUGUUGAGACAGCUUCUUAUGGAUCCGCUGGGUUGCCAUCUUUUCCAAGCUUACUUAAGAGUCCCUGUACCAGCAUCGGUGCUGAAGGAUUACGAUUCGUUCUCAAGCUACCAGUGCUCCGGAACUGCACCGACUUCGUCGGGAAGUGGAAAGCGUUUUAUUAAAAUGUUACGCGACGUUGCCGCCGAAGAACCCCCAAACCCCGAUGAGUUGGCGCACGAAAAGACAUGUUGGGACAAAGCCCUUGCGAUUGUCGUCGAGGCCCUCGAUGAUUUGCUGGACCCAGCUGGCAGCUCCGUCGGUCAUGCAGUUUUCGCCCUACAGGAUCUUGUGCUCUUCGCCCCCACUGCCGUGCAUUUGGAACGCGUGUGGGAGCAGCUCCUGGAGCGCAUCGGUUUACGGACGCUCUUAGCGUCGCCGAAGUUAGUGCAGGUCCUGAUCGUGUUCACUCGUAAGUGUGCCUUUUCGAACCCCUUGCCGACUGUGGUGGAGAGUGAAGAUCGUUCAGCGGAAGCGGCGCCGUUGGAAGGCGGGUUUGUCGGAGAUAUGGUUCCUAAGGAUGUGGAGCAGUCGAUAUACAAUGACCUGUCGCAGGGUGUGAGGUACUUUCCUACCUCUACGGAAUUUCAAAAAAAAGUCUUAACCGCAUUGCUUCGGGUGGCACGUGAACUCUGCCCCAAAGGGGCUGCGCAAUUCCUGUUGGUGGAUGGUGGAUUGCAGGACAAAGGUUUUGAAUUGGCACGGUACAUAAUGCAUUUUGUGCCGGCGGCUUCAGCUGUGUUCCUUCACGCAAUCGAGCGUUUGCGUCGCUCAGAUGUUGAGACAUUGUUAUACCACCCGAAGGGUAGUUUGGUAUUUCAGCAGUUCCUUCGUGCUGGAGCCGCGCACCAUCCACAAGGAAAGAAAGGAGGUGAGCAACAGCAAGAACAACAACGGGUGGAGACGAUGAUCCCAUUGAGUUUCAUGCGACGUAUCUCCCCACUUCUGCCACGGUUGGUGGUUAAUACGUACGCCGCGUACGUGAUAGAGGUGCUAUACGAUGUUGGGAGCUUUGAGGUGAAAGAAGAGCUCGUCAAGGCACUUUUGCCAAUAUACAAUGAGAUGAAACGUAGCCAUGAGGAGAAACAACGAGAGGUUAGAGAAGCAGCGAGCCGAAAUGAUCCAUCCGCUAACCCAAACAACUUUCACAUGUCAGAAUUUAUCACACGGAAAGUAAUGACAAAGUGUCUUGUAGAGAUGUACUCCCAUAGGCCUGAUGAUUGGGCGAAGCUCGCGAGACGGCAGUGCCAGGUUCAGCGGCUUUUGCAACGUAUGUCUUCUGUAGCAUUUUGA